This is a messenger RNA of Rangifer tarandus platyrhynchus (Svalbard reindeer), 2187 nucleotides long. Lineage: Eukaryota; Metazoa; Chordata; Mammalia; Artiodactyla; Cervidae. The record is from the annotation of a GenBank genome assembly.
AUGGAUCUUGUGUGGAGUGCGUGGUGCGGGAAGUGCGUCAAAGAGAAAGGGUCGUCGCCACUCUGGGCCCAGCGCAUCGUGGUCGCCUGGCUCAGCAGGGCCGAGUGGGAUCAGGUGAUGGUGUAUCUGUUCAGUGACGACUAUAAAUUGCAGCGGUACGCGCUGAACCGCAUCACGGUGUGGAGGAGCAGGUUAGGCAACGAACUCCCCCUGGCAGUGGCUUCUACUGCUGACCUGGUACGCUGUAAGCUCAUGGAUGUAACUGGUGGCUUGGGCACUGAUGAACUUAGACUGCUCUAUGGCAUGGCAUUGGUCAGGUUUGUGAACCUUAUCUCGGAGAGGAAGACAAAGUUUGCCAAGCUCCCUCUCAAAUUCCUGGCUCAGGAGGUGAACAUUCCGGAUUGGAUUGUUGAACUUCGCCAUGAGUUAACCCACAAGAAAAUGCCCCAUAUAAAUGACUGCCGUAGGGGCUGUUAUUUUGUCCUGGAUUGGCUCCAGAACACCUAUUGGUGCCGCCAAAUGGAGAACAGCCUGAGAGAGACCUGGGAGUUGGAGGAGGAGAGGGAAGAGACAGAUGAAGAAGACCAAAAGGAAGAUAAGAAAAUUGUUGUUGAUGACAUCAAAGAACAGAAUCCAGAGCCUAAGGAUGAGGAGAAAGGUGUAGAGCUGAAUGUCAAGGCUGAUGGAGACCGUGAAGGCAACAAAGACAGCAAAGAGGUUGAUCUGCUUUUACAAAAGGCUCAGAGACAUAAACAGUUGUAUGAAAGAGCCCGAGAACUGCUGGUAUCCUAUGAAGAGGAGCAGUUUAAGGUGCUGGAGAAAUAUAGGCAUUUACCUCAGGCCAUUAAAGCGUGGAAUAACCUGUCCCCACCUGUAGAAUGCAUCCUGGCAGAGCUCAAGGGCAUUACAUUCGAGAACAGGGAGGCUGUGCUAGAUGCUUUUCUGGAUGACGGCUUUCUCAUCCCCACAUUUGAACAGUUGGCAGCUUUGCAGAUAGAAUAUGAAGAUGGGCAGACUGAGGUCCAGAGAGGGGAAGGUACUGAUCCAAAGUCACACAAAAACGUGGACUUGGAUGACGUCCUGGUGCCAAAGCCGUUCUCUCAAUUCUGGCAGCCCCUGCUUAGGGGCCUGCACUCCCAGACCUUCAUGCAGGCCCUGUUGGAGAGGAUGUUCUCUGAGCUGCCAGCCUUGGGGAACACUGGGAUCCGGCCCACCUACAUCCUCAGAUGGACCACUGAACUGAUUGUGGCUAACACCAAAACUGGACGGAAUGCCCGCCGGUUUUCUGCCAGCCAGUGGGAAGCGAGAAAGAACUGGAGGCUCUUCAACUGCUCUGCCUCCCUUGACUGGCCCCAGGUGGUUGAGUCCUGUUUGGGCUCACCUUGCUGGGCCAGCCCCCAACUUCUUCAGCUCAUCUUCAAAGCCAUGGGGCAGUUCCUGCCAGACGAGGAGCAGGAGAAGCUGCUACGCAUCUGUUCCAUUUAUACCCAGAGUGGAGAAAUCCCGGUGCAGGAAGGUUCAGAGGCUUCCCCCAUUGGGAAGUCUCCAUACACAGUGGACAACCUUUAUUUGAUCCUCAAACCAGGAGGCUCAAGCUCUGGGCCUGAAGGAGAAGCCCAGCCACAGGAGGAGCAGGGCAGCCUGAAUGAUGUCAAGGAAAAUGAGAAGGAGAACAAAGAAGCCAUGGAAGACCAGGUAGAAGAGGAUGAAGAAGAGGAAGAGGAAAAUCAUCACCAGAAGUGGGAAGAAGAGGAGGAAGAUGAUGGUGACGAUGACAACAAUGACGGUGAUGAAGAUGAGGAGGAAGACAGGAUGGAGGUGGUACCUUUCUCUACAGAGGAAGAGUCCCCCACUGCUGAGAAUGCCAGGCUCCUAGCUCAGAAAAGAGGAGCUUUGCAGGAUUCUGCAUGGCAAGUUAGCUCAGAAGAUGUGCGAUGGGACACUUUCCCCUUAGGUCGAAUGCCAGGUCAGACCGAGGACCCAGCAGAGCUUAUGCUGGAGAAUUAUGACACCAUGUAUCUUUUGGAUCAGCCUGUGUUAGAGCAGCGGCUGGAACCCCCAGCAUGCAAGACUGGCACCCUAGGCCUGAGCUGCAGCAGUGGCAGCAAUGACAGUGGCAACUUGAACCAACUUCUCUGGAGCCAGGAUGAGCUUCAUAUGCUCAAAGCUGGCGUACAGCUCUUCUGA